UGGACCCGUGCUACCACACCGACCAAACACCCACAAGGCCGCCACUAGCUUACGCUUAUCCUACCUUCCAGUCUUCUUCCCCAAUCAGCGGCUGGCACGGACGUCGGCGAGCCGCGCGGCCGGAGGACCACUGCCUCCUUCAUACCGCCGGUUUCCGCGGCCAUGUCAUCCGUCCACUUCUUCCCUGCCUCCUCCCAGACCCCGGUCCCCGCCCGCCUCCUCAAAACCUCCCCAAAGCCACCCCUCCCGUGCCCCCGCACCACCGCUUUCCAGAGCGUCGGCGGCAAUUGCAAUGCGUGGCGCGGCCCGUACAUACGGCUGCGGCGGAGGGUCCGCACCCCGGCAGCGCCGGCCGACGCGCCGCCCGUGGGCCCCGACGGCGGGAGCGGGGGCGGCGGCGCGGGGGGAGGGAGCGGAGGGGAGGACGAGGAGGAGGAGGGGGAGAAGAAGGAGAAGGGAUUGUUGCCCGAGUGGAUGAACUUGACCACGGAGGACGCCAAGACGGUGCUGGCCGCCGUGGCUAUCUCGCUCGCUUUCCGAACCUUCGUCGCCGAGCCGCGCUUCAUCCCCUCGCUCUCCAUGUUCCCCACCUUCGACGUCGGCGACCGCAUCGUCGCCGAGAAGGUUACUUACUACUUUAGGAAGCCAUGUGUCAAUGAUAUAGUAAUUUUCAAAAGCCCUCCAGUGCUGCAGGAGGUUGGGUAUACCGAUAAUGAUGUUUUCAUCAAAAGAGUAGUUGCCAGGGAGGGCGAUGUUGUUGAGGUUCACCAAGGAAAACUUGUUGUGAAUGGUGAGGCUAGAAAUGAAGAAUUCAUUCUUGAGCCACCUUCUUAUGACAUGAACCCUGUGCAAGUACCCGAAAACUCUGUUUUUGUGAUGGGAGAUAACCGAAACAAUAGCUAUGAUUCACAUGUGUGGGGCCCUCUUCCAGCAAAGAACAUACUGGGGAGAUCAAUUUUUCGGUAUUGGCCUCCUGGCCGAAUAGGGGGUACUACCAAGGGUUGCUUUAACCCUGAAUUAGAUUCUGAAACAAAACCAGGAUCGCUUAUUGAUGUCAAAUUGACAAAGUAGGAAAAUUGAUAAGUUAGUUUUGGUGGUGCCUGAUGUGCAGUGGGAGCUUCCCACUUUAGACUAUUCCUCUUUUGGUAGAAUGUCGCAGAGGAAUCCUUUGUGGCAUGUUGCUCCGUUAGAAAUCAGAGAGUAUUAAGACAUUUCGUUCUCAUUUCUCAUUGGAUUGGAAUGAAUGGCCAAAAGGCACAGAAACCAUUUUGUCUCAGGGUUUCUUGGCCUUUUGCCUUGUUGUAUACUAGGGAAACUUAGACGCCUGACCUAAUCAAGCUGGAAAAAAAAUGGUCCCACUGUUGAAAUCUAGAGUUUGGAACAUGAUAGAUCCGUGUACUACAUGACAUGCAAGUAAAAUGUACAUCCUGUAAAUGGAGAACAUGUUCAUUCAGUGUGCUAUGCUGUGCGGUUGAACAGCGCAGAGAAACUACCCGGAUUAUUUAUGCUACCGUAGAGAAAAGACAAAUCAUGUUAAAUUGCAAGUGCAGACGUGCAGUUGAGUUUUCUAACCAUUUGUUCUUGUUUUGUAAAUUUUGUAAAUGUUGGAAUGGAUAUGUGAGUUUUC
Molecule: messenger RNA, 1627 nt
Organism: Sorghum bicolor (sorghum)
Lineage: Eukaryota; Viridiplantae; Streptophyta; Magnoliopsida; Poales; Poaceae
Product: chloroplast processing peptidase
Exons: 6
Coding region: 163-1071 (302 amino acids)
Biological process (GO): thylakoid membrane organization
Cellular component (GO): chloroplast thylakoid membrane
Molecular function (GO): serine-type endopeptidase activity
Source: RefSeq, a predicted model, not a curated record